This is a messenger RNA of Daucus carota subsp. sativus, 1405 nucleotides long. RefSeq names its product transcription factor HHO2. Gene Ontology annotation, molecular function: DNA binding; DNA-binding transcription factor activity. Gene Ontology annotation, biological process: regulation of DNA-templated transcription. The record is from RefSeq and is a predicted model, not a curated record. The transcript is spliced from 5 exons. NCBI's taxonomy places the organism in Eukaryota, Viridiplantae, Streptophyta, Magnoliopsida, Apiales, Apiaceae. The coding region runs from base 134 to 1171 and encodes 345 amino acids.
CCUUAUAUUCUUCUCUUCUCCGGAUCCCUCUAUGCUUUAAAAUGUCAGAUCCUUUUUAUAAGUAAUCCCUUGAUUCCCUUUCCUUAAUGUAUAUAUAAGACUACUUUAUCAACCCUUAAGCCUAAAACAAAAAAUGAUCAGCAAAACUAAGACUGAUAACUACUCGGACAAAAUGCAGAAGUGUCUGGAUUAUCUCGAAUCUCUAGAAGAAGAGCGUCGCAAGAUUCAAGUGUUCCAGCGAGAGCUUCCCCUCUGUCUAGACCUCGUUUCUCAAGCGAUUGAGAAAUGCAAAAAAGAUUUUUACAGUCCGAAGCAAUUAUCUGAAUGCACAGAGCAGGCAUCAAGUGAAGGACCAGUUUUGGAAGAAUUCAUGCCUAUAAAAAGAGCAGCUUCUUCGAACGAGGAUGAACAAGAACCACAUUUUAAAAAAGCUAAGAAUGUCAUGACUGAUAAUAACCGCAGUGAAAAAUCAUUGAAGAAAUCAGAUUGGCUUAGAUCUGUGCAGCUAUGGAAUCAAACUCCAGACUCUCCCAUUACCAAAGAGGACUCACCGCAAAAACUGUCGGUUGUGGAGGUGAAUAAAAAUGGCAAUGGGGGUGCUUUUCAUCCUUUUAAAAGGGAGGAUAAAAAAUCUGAAGAAACACCGGUAGCUGCGGCUGCAAGCUCCACGGAGGAAGCUGGUGGCAGCAGUGGCGGUUGUAAGGCGGAAGAUAAAGAAGAUCCGCGACGAAAAGCUAGGCGAUGUUGGUCACCUGAAUUGCACAAGCGGUUCUUGCAAGCUCUUCAGCAACUCGGUGGUGCUCAUGUUGGAACACCGAAACAAAUUAGAGAACUAAUGAAGGUUGAUGGGCUAACUAAUGAUGAAGUUAAAAGUCAUUUGCAGAAAUAUCGUUUACAUACAAGAAGACCUAGCCCUUCAAGCAACAAUGCACAAGCACCUCAGUUCGUGGUGGUCGGAGGAAUUUGGAUGCCUCCGCCACCAGAAUACACCGCCGCCGCUACUACCGAAGAAGCAGGUCUGAUGAUCAGGUCUUCAAAUGGAAUUUAUACACCAAAAGCUACACUGCCAAAGAUCCGAAGGCAACCAAGUGAAGCAGAUUAUUCUGAUAAAAAUGGAAGCUACAAUCAAACUAGAAGUCGUUCUAAUUCACCAGAAUCUUCAUCAUUUUGACCUUUACGAGCUAUAAACAGAUCAUUACUGUGGUGCAAAUAAUUUUGUGGCAAAUAUUUACGGCGACUACAUUUUUUUUGACGUAAAGAAGUAGAACACAGACUUUAGAGUAUUAACUUACUUUGUGUUAAUGUUUUUUCUUCCAUAAAGUUACUAGUUCGUAAAAUUUGACCGUCUGAUACGGCGGUAAUAAUUUUAAUAAAGUGAUAUAUAUUCGUGAUUCUACAAAAUAAA